Drosophila bipectinata is the source of this 1475-nucleotide messenger RNA. Its product is annotated as translational repressor ifet-1. NCBI's taxonomy places the organism in Eukaryota, Metazoa, Arthropoda, Insecta, Diptera, Drosophilidae. The record is from RefSeq and is a predicted model, not a curated record.
CCGCGGAGCACCAGCAGAAACUUACCAACCAACCAACCUCGUCGCGAGAGCUUUUUUCCAUAUUGAUUAGUUAUGUCGCUUUUGUUGUUUACUCGCCACAUUUUUUUGGCCAGUUAAUUGUAUUGUGGUAGUGCGCGCGAAACCCAACCGACCCGAGGCCGUACCAGACUCGCAACCCAAAACCGGUGGGCGCCCCAGCAGCAGCCUGCUCCUCCGCCGAUCCAGGAUCGAGUCCCAGGACCCAAGGAGUGAAAAAAAAAACAGAAAAAUAUAACGCAGCAGGCGAAGCGGGGAGUCGCGAGAGCGAGCGCACAAAUCCCCCGAUGUCCGCGGGUGUGGGUGGCGGAGGGAGCAUUACCACCGAGCACCACAGUCGCCUCUACUUCCUCAAUUCGCCGACGGCGCCGCUCACCGCCCGCUCCGAUCCGUUCUUCAUCAAGCCGGAGUACCUCAGCUAUGAGAGUCCCAUGCACCAUGCCCUCUACCCCGGCAACCGCGGCCUCAUAGAAUACAACAACUACAGUUCGGCGAGUUCGGCGGCCGCCGCCGCAGCCGUUGCCUCCGUUUCUGUAUCCGCCACCGCCUCAGCUUCCGCCGCCGCCGUUGCCGCCGCAGCAGCGGCCACCUCCUCCUCGUCGGCGCCGGGCGGCAAUACCGCCAGCUCCGCGUCCGGCAGUAGUUCGGGGGCCGGAGGCACUGCCCCCAAUACGGCGAGUGGUGCUUUGGAGAACGGCUUCUCCCAGCAGCAGCCGGGCUCUGGGAAUCCCCUCCAGCAGCACAGCCAGCAGGCGGAGCACCAGCAUCAGCAGCAGCUCCAGCAGCAGCAGCAACAGCAAACGCAUCCCCUGCAUCAUCAUCUCUCCACGGGAGUGGUUGUUGUGGGCAGCGGCGGAGGCGGAAGCAGUGGCAGUGGUGGAAACACUGGCACCCUACAGCUUGGGAAUCUUGGAGUACCGGGACUCGCCCAGCUGGGAGUACCCCACUUGGGCCACAAUCCCGCCACACAGUCGAACCACUCGCAGUCGUCGCGCGCCCAGAAGGCGGCCCGGCGAAGGAGCAACGAGUCGAUCGAGGCGCGGGAACGGAGGCUGGAGAGGAACGCGGCCAGGAUGCGGGACAAGCGGUCGAAGGAGUCGGAGACGGAGUACCGGCUCCGGCUGGCAAAGAACGCGGAGGCGAAUCGGGUGCGCCGCCAGAACGAAACGGAAGUACAAAGAACCCUAAGACUGAUGAAGAACGCAGCGCGGCAGCGGUUGCGGCGCGCCUCGGAGACGUCGGAUGAGCGGAAGAAGCGGCUGGCGAAGGCCGCCGAGAGGAUGCGGGUGGCGCGGGCCAGUGCGCCCAAGGUCAUCAAGCCGCCGCUGGCCGAUAGGCUAAAGGGAUACUGAACGGAAGGGAAUCAUAUUUUGGAGCUGGCUCCGGCCAGGAGUAAGCUGGCCAGGAUUACCACUUACACAGACACACCCAAAGCCCUU